AUGAAGAGUGAGGCGGAAUUGGAAAGCCCCCCGAGCGCCGAUGAAGCCCAGGGGGCCUCCCAGACCCUCGAUGGCGCUGUCUCGCUCGACAAGGCCGAGCAAUUGAAGCGCGGAUUGAAGAGCCGGCACAUCCAGUUCAUGGCAUUGGGUGGCGCUAUCGGGACAGGACUUUUCGUGGGAUCUGGCGCCAUCCUGGCUCUCGUUGGACCCGUGCCAUUAUGGCUUGGGUACCUUUCCAUGAUGCUUGUCGUUUGGGUCGUCAUGAACACCAUCGCCGAGAUGACCACGUACCUACCGAUGAAGGGUAUCACGAUGCCCUACUUUACGAACCGUUACGUCGACAGCAGUCUGGCAUUUGCCUCGGGGUGGAACUACUGGUAUGCCUACGCGAUUUUGGUUGCCGCCGAAGCUUCGGCCGGCGCGAUCUUGCUCGACUACUGGAAGACACCGGUCCCAACGGGCGUGUGGAUUACCAUCAUUCUCGUCGUUUGCCUGCUCCUCAACAUCAUUGCCGUCGAGGUAUUCGGCGAAGCCGAGUUCUGGUUUGCCAGCAUCAAGUUCAUCACCAUUACCGGCCUGAUCAUCCUCGGCAUUGUCAUCAUGGCAGGCGGUGUCCCCGAAGGCGGUGCCACCGGGUUCCGGUACUGGAACGACCCAGGCGCGUUUAAGGAAUACGUGGGGACCGGUGCCACCGGCCGGUUUACCGCCUACUGGACUGCCUUUGUCCGCGCCGGGUUCAGCUUCAUCACUUCGCCGGAACUGAUCGGUCUAGCAGCCGGUGAGACGAUCGCCCCGCGUCGCAACAUUCCCAAGGCCGCUCGCCGCUUCAUUUACCGCCUCGCCCUCUUCUACGGCGUUAGCAGCCUGAUCAUCGGCGCCAUUGUGCCCUCCGAUGACCGCCAGCUCCUCUCCGAGACUUCUGACGCCGGUGCCAGCCCCUGGGUCAUCGGCAUUCAGCGCGCUGGUAUCAAGGGCCUCAACCAUGUCAUCAAUGCGGCCAUCCUGACCUCCGCCUGGUCCGCUGGCAACGCCUUCCUUUAUUCAGGCUCCCGCAUUCUCUACUCCCUCGCCGCGACCGGCCAAGCUCCGGUCUUCUUCGCCCGCACCACGAAACGCGGAGUGCCCUACGCGGCGGUACUCGCCACCUGGGCGGUCAGCCUACUGGCCUUCCUUAACGUGUCCACCAACGGUGCCCAAGUGUUCCUUUGGUUCUCCAACAUCUCUACCAUCUCCGGGUUCAUCGCCUGGAUCAUUGUGCUCAUCACCUACCUGCGCUUCCGCUCCGCCCUCAAGUUCCGAGGCCUGCUAGGCACGCUUCCCUACCGCACGAUCGGACAGCCUUACCUUGCGUGGGGCACGCUCGUCGUGUUCUCAGUCCUGACGAUCACCAACGGAUUCCAGGUCUUUUCGCCGUUCAAAUACCAAGACUUUUUGGCCGCAUAUAUCACCAUUCCGGUCUUUUUCCUCCUCUAUCUAGGGCACAAGCUUUGGUUCCGCACUCCCAUCUGCAGGAAAAUUGACGAAAUUGACGUCAUCACGGGGAAGAAGGAGAUGGAUGAGUUUUGCGAAAACGACCGGGACCCGGUGCCCAAGAACUUUUUGCAAAGGGUAUGGUUUUGGCUUGCUUAA
This is a messenger RNA of Dichotomopilus funicola, 1629 nucleotides long. RefSeq names its product amino acid permease/ SLC12A domain-containing protein. Gene Ontology annotation, biological process: amino acid transmembrane transport. Gene Ontology annotation, molecular function: amino acid transmembrane transporter activity. The transcript is spliced from 2 exons. Gene Ontology annotation, cellular component: membrane. NCBI's taxonomy places the organism in Eukaryota, Fungi, Ascomycota, Sordariomycetes, Sordariales, Chaetomiaceae. The record is from RefSeq and is a predicted model, not a curated record. Bases 1 to 1629 code for a protein of 542 amino acids.